AUGCUGUGUCUUGCCGUUCCUGGUUUCAAGGUCGCGUUCUCUUCUACGGAACUCUCUUCAUUUUCUUACGUUCUUAUUCCUGCUAUAUCCACUCCUGAUAGCUUAGAUCCGAGAAAACCCUCUGGUACUGGCUAUACCAGCAAGGUACGAGUGCGGGAUAAGUAUCACAUUGUGGGUUUUAUCAGCAGUGGUACAUAUGGCCGCGUCUAUAAAGCCAUUGGAAAAGAUGGUCGAAAAGGCGAGUUUGCCAUUAAAAAAUUUAAACCUGAUAAAGAGGGUGAGAUUAUCCAGUACACGGGUCUCUCACAAUCGGCAAUUCGUGAGAUGUCUUUAUGCUCAGAACUGGAUCAUUCCAACGUAGUGCAGCUGGCGGAGAUCAUUUUAGAAGACAAGUGCAUCUUCAUGGUAUUCGAGUACACCGAGCAUGACCUGCUUCAGAUCAUUCAUCACCACACUCAGCCCCAAAGACAUGCCAUCCCGGCCCCGAUGAUCAAAUCAAUACUGUUCCAACUGCUGAACGGCCUGCUUUACCUUCACACAAAUUGGGUAUUGCACCGUGAUCUCAAGCCAGCCAACAUUCUGGUAACAUCCAGUGGUGCUGUUCGGAUUGGUGAUCUAGGACUUGCUCGUCUUUUCUACAAACCUCUUAACUCUCUCUACUCGGGCGAUAAAGUCGUCGUCACGAUUUGGUACCGGGCCCCCGAGCUGUUGAUGGGAAGUCGACAUUACACGCCAGCCGUGGACCUCUGGGCAGUCGGGUGUAUCUUCGCGGAACUGCUCUCUCUUCGACCGAUCUUCAAAGGAGAAGAAGCCAAGAUGGACAGCAAGAAGACAGUGCCUUUCCAACGCAAUCAGAUGAUGAAGAUCGUCGAGAUCAUGGGGUUACCCAGAAAGGAAACGUGGCCUGGUUUAGUGGCAAUGCCCGAAUUCUCACAACUGCAGUCAUUAGCGAUGGCAAGGGGUCAUCUCAACCGGCAGUCCAACCUGGAGGGUUGGUACCAGAGUUGCUUGAAGAACAACGGCUAUUCGCCAACAUCUAGCGCUGGGACACCCGGUCCCGAAGGGUUCGACUUGCUUUCUCGGCUGCUUGAAUACGACCCCCUCAAGCGGAUCUCUGCCCAAGAGGCACUAGAGCAUCCGUACUUCACUACCGGGACUCCGAUCACCGCAAAUUGCUUUGCGGGCUACGAGGGCAAAUACCCCCAUCGCCGCGUCACCCAGGAUGAUAACGAUAUUCGCUCUGGCAGUUUGCCUGGUACCAAACGGAGUGGAUUACCGGACGACAGCCUCAUGGGCAGGGCUGCAAAACGUCUCAAAGAGUGA
Messenger RNA from Aspergillus clavatus NRRL 1, 1323 nucleotides. It is a transcript of the gene ssn3, whose product is annotated as cyclin-dependent serine/threonine protein kinase SSN3. Lineage: Eukaryota; Fungi; Ascomycota; Eurotiomycetes; Eurotiales; Aspergillaceae. The transcript is spliced from 3 exons. Gene Ontology annotation, biological process: protein phosphorylation. The record is from RefSeq and is a predicted model, not a curated record. The coding region runs from base 1 to 1323 and encodes 440 amino acids. Gene Ontology annotation, molecular function: RNA polymerase II CTD heptapeptide repeat kinase activity; cyclin-dependent protein serine/threonine kinase activity; ATP binding. Gene Ontology annotation, cellular component: mediator complex; nucleus.